AUGGUACGGAGGGAGCAGGGCUGGCAUUCUGGAGAUGCAGAAUGUGAACACCGGCAUCCGCACGGCUGCCCGGGCUCCAUGUGCGACAUGACUGCAGGCGGGUCUCUGGUGCAUGGUCCGUUGCCGGAGUGGGAGCUACAGAUGAAACAGGUAUGCAAUUGUGUGAACCCAGACUUAACUCUUCGAAUUGCUUCCCUUGCUGGCGAGAUCCUGGAGCUGGGAGUCAGGAAUGAUUGGACGAUCGCCCAGGUUAAAGCAAAGAUGGAGAGGGUCCACAACAUUUCGGCCGAGCAUGCAUGCCUCAGUUUUGGAGGAGUCCUUCUUCACGAUUCUCUCCAUGUCGAAAAGCUUCACUUCAAUGGAGAGUCUCCGCCAAUAUCUUGGAUCCGGCGACAUCCAGAUGUGGUUCACUGGUUGAAGCGCGUGAAUGCAGAUUGGGGGGAGAUUGGCCAAGCGCCAGACACUAUCCGCAAGUCUCCCGAGGUUAUGCUUGCAGUACUCCAUCAAGCACACCAUGCGAUCUGUCUUGCCGACACGGAGUUGCUGUGCGAUGCCGUCUUCCUGCAGCAGGCCUGCGAAAUGCGAAUCCAAGACGUAGCUGAUAUCCACAUGUUGCUGUGCUAUGCUAUCGCGGAAAGAGAUGACGAUCUUGCCAAGGCGGUGAUGAACUGCGAGGUCUAUCGGGAGUUAAAUGCUCAGGACUGUGUGGAUCUGGUGGUGUCCGUGGCUUCUCAAGGCAACGCUGCUGAAUCUGUGAAGCUUGAACUGAUGAAGCUGUUGCGUGACCGGAUUCCAGCAAAGUGCCUCGCAAAGGGUUUCAUCAGCAAAGCGGUUGUCGACAAAGACCUUGCAGUGGCUCUGAUAGAGUCCGAUCGAGCUGCAUCGAAGAACCCAGGGCCUUUUCGGAAAGAUCAAGGAAGGCUGCUAUUGAUGCCACCUGCACUGCAUCGUCAUGAUUUCGCAUGGCAGGUGCUGCUUAUGCACAAAGAGACUUUCUCAAGGGGCUCUUUUGAGCAAUUGCUCCGUUGUGUAAAAGAAGACAAAGUGCCACUGGACAACAGCCUGGUUUUUGUGUCAACAUGCUUAUCUUAUGGCCAACUCACAGCAGCUUCCAGGGCUUUUGGUCGAGCUGCAGACAGUGAUGCGAAAAUGGGUGCUCAGGUCGUGCUUGAAACGAAGCUUCCGCUGACAUCACUUUCAUAUAUCUCAUCUGCAGACAAGACUGCGCAGAUUUUCGAUCAUGUUCUGAGUGUCUGGGCACCAGCUGCGGCAACACUGCUACCCCUGAUGAGGCAGGACGAGCGUGAGAUCUUGCAGCUCCUGCGUUGGACGGAAUCCAGAAAGAUGUUGCCAAUUGCAACGUGCCACCGCCUGCAUGCAGUUCUGGACUUGAUACUUGAAGAGGAGGAGGGCACAGGAGACUCUGUUCAAGUUGGCAGGCUGUUGAUGCGUGCUUUCGUCGCCUGCUCUGUCCUGCAUUCGACCAUGACAGAGAGGCUUCCACUCGCCUGGCUUGAAGAUCUGCGAGGAGUCGAGAACGGGGAGAAGCUUGUGGCACAAGCUCUUUUGGGACAGUUGGAGCGCUGUUCCGAUGAGCGUCUGCUUGAAAAGAUGCCUCGGUUUUGGGACUGUGCGGUGUGGGCACAAGAGGAUGGCUGCACCUGUGAAAGGGCCGUCAGCUUGUUGAACAGGUGGUGCGCCAUUGCGCGUCAGGGUCCAAAGGACACGUCCUUUGCUCUGAAAGUCUUGUAUGGGCUCCCCCUGAUCUGCAUGAACAGGAAUGCUUUAUGCGACUUAACUGCCUUGCCAGUUCAAGUAGAAGCCAUCGUGGCAAACCAGCGGCUAGAUGCAGUGCUGCAGGGUCUGGAAAAAGCCCAGCAAGCUGCCGGAGCGGCACAAAAACUAGCUUCGGAGGCCCUCGCAGAAGCACGUGGAGCCAGCGGCCUCGCGCGCAAGGCCACGGAAGAGGCAAGCCAAGCCCGCAGCGCGGCAGAUCGGGCCGGCAAACAGGCGAGCGAGGCUCUCCGCGAAGCAUCACAAGCUCGCUCCGUUGCUACAGAAGCCUCAAAAGGGGCAGAUCGGGCCAGCAAACAAGCAAGGGACGCUGUUUACGAAGCAGGGCAAGCUCGCUCGGACGCACGUUGGGCAGUGGAUCAGCUUCGUUCCUCAGAGCCCAACCCUAAGGGCAAAGGUAAGUCCUCCCAUUGGUCGCAGGACGAGUGGAACAGCUAG
Symbiodinium sp. CCMP2456 is the source of this 2232-nucleotide messenger RNA. NCBI's taxonomy places the organism in Eukaryota, Dinophyceae, Suessiales, Symbiodiniaceae. The record is from the annotation of a GenBank genome assembly.